Coprinopsis cinerea okayama7#130 is the source of this 933-nucleotide messenger RNA. Its product is annotated as translation initiation factor eIF3g. Gene Ontology annotation, molecular function: RNA binding; translation initiation factor activity. The record is from RefSeq and is a predicted model, not a curated record. The transcript is spliced from 6 exons. Gene Ontology annotation, cellular component: eukaryotic translation initiation factor 3 complex; cytoplasm. The coding region runs from base 7 to 888 and encodes 293 amino acids. Lineage: Eukaryota; Fungi; Basidiomycota; Agaricomycetes; Agaricales; Psathyrellaceae.
CUCAAAAUGGCCUCAUCAGCACAAAAGACAUCCUGGGCAGACGACGUUGACGAUCUCGGCCCACCCAACGAGGAGUUCGUCGAUGAGAACGGCGUUAUCACAACGAUUGAAUACGCAAUCAACGAUGAAGGCAAGAAAGUCAAGAUCACCAAGAAAAUCAAGCGAACCCUCCAAAAGUCUGUGGUAGACCUUACCGUCGCAGAACGACAAAAGUGGGCCAAAUUCGGUCAGGAACGAGGGAAUAAGCCUGGUCCUGACAGGGCCACCACCACCGUCGGUGAAAACGUUACACUGAAGAUCAGUGCCGGCAACAAGCAAUCCGAACAAGAACCCACACAAGAAGACACCGUCAAAGCCAAACUCAAGACAGCAGGCGCCGGAAAGGUCACAUGUCGUCUUUGCAAGGGUGACCAUUUCACCGCCAAAUGUCCCUUCAAGGACAAACUCGGUGCUCUCGAGAACGCAGGACUCGGUGUCGGACCAACAGGCGAAACCGAUGAUCUCGGACUGGGCGCAGAACCCGCCGGAGCUGCACCAGCUGCAGCAUCGACAACAGGCAAAUACGUUCCCCCGUCCAUGCGUGCUGGGGCCGGCCGCGGUGGCGAACGGAUGGGUGGAUCCAGGGAAGAUCUGCCUACGCUGCGUGUCACGAACAUCUCGGAGGAUACGGCUGAGAAUGAUCUGAGAGAGCUAUUUGGUGUCUUUGGAAGGGUCGCGAGGGUGUAUGUUGGAAGAGAUCGCGAAACCGGUGCUGGAAAGGGCUUCGCAUUCGUUAGUUUCGAAGAUCGGGCAGUUGCACAGAGGGCGAUGGAGAAGGUCAACGGACGUGGUUAUGAUAACCUUAUUCUCAGCGUCCAGUGGAGCCAGCCUCGAACGGACGGACGAUAGUCGAUUCGCCACUGUAUUGUAUAUUUACGAAUCCAUCCGUCUCGC